Molecule: messenger RNA, 2255 nt
Organism: Penaeus chinensis
Lineage: Eukaryota; Metazoa; Arthropoda; Malacostraca; Decapoda; Penaeidae
Exons: 8
Coding region: 166-1059 (297 amino acids)
Molecular function (GO): protein binding
Source: RefSeq, a predicted model, not a curated record
ACCUGCGAGGCCACCAGUCGUGGUGCAAGCCCGAGGGCGGACACUGGCACCACAACCCGCCAUGUGUGCCGUGGCAAUCAGUGGCGACCUGGGUCUAGCUGAGGCAACAGUUGGUUCAUCGCUCGCGCCUGAAACGUGCGUCCUUUGGCAGAAUCCCCCGAGGAGAUGGCUCGCUUUCCGCUGAUGGUCGUUAGGUCCAUGAUGGUGCUUGGGAUCUGUAGCAGAGCUUACAGUUACUCUUGUGGGAGCGUUAUGUGUGCUACAACAUUCGAGAUUAUCAGUAGAAAACGCAUUUGUAAUGGCAGACAGGACUGCAGUGACAACUCAGACGAAGACAUGUGCAACGGAGGAACUCUAAGACUACUUCCUUCUACCACAACCACCACUACUACUACGACCACCACAACUACCACGACGCCCGCCCCCACCCCUCCCCCACCCAACAACGUGGAGGAGAGCGAGGCGCUGGGUCAGAAGUUCGCUCGGACCUUCAACGACACACUCCACCACCCAAGCUGCCCCAAGCUCUACACCAGCGUCGGGAACAAGUGCCUCUCUCUCCUCUACUUCGUCAAGGUCGGCUGGGGGGAGGCGAGGGCCCUGUGCUCGGCCGUCGGCGGGGAGCUGGUUCGCUAUCCUUCUGCCUCCGACGGGGAGUUUGCUGCUCUCCUGAAGUACCUGCGGGAGAUUCAGAUGACGACGGACUUCUGGGUGGGAGGCCGGUACACGAAGGACACCGAGGCGUGGGCGUGGCUGGACGACGCCCCGAUGGACCUCGGCUCGCCCUACUGGGCCGUCAGACACACCGACAGAUGCAGCAGCCGCCAGCAGGAGUCGGCGCCAGACGGCAAGCCUGAGGACGUCGCCUACUGGACGAACACUUCGGCCUGCUAUCACUACGAGCAGGCGCCCCGGCGCGACUCCCACGAGCUCUGCGCCGCCGUCACCUUCCGCCACUACUUCUACAUUAGCGACGAGGACUGCCUCAGCGUCAGGAGCCCUCUGUGUGAACAUGUUCCCAGCACCGCUCAUGACCUCACGCUCGCUAGCAAUCCAUGAGCGUUGUACUACUUCAAGAACCCUUUUUGACUUUUUGAUUUUUAUCAUGAAUCAGUUAUGCUUUUGAAUUGACAUAUCUUGUGAAAAACGGUUAAAUAAGACUUUAUGAUAGUAUAGACUUAAUACAAAAUACUUGAAGAAUUACAAUUAAGUUGCUUUAUAAUUAUUGUAUAUUUAGUUAUAAAAUGUUGAUAUAAAUACCGUAAUUGCAGAUGCAUGUAAAAUACUUGAAUAAUUACUCACAAAUAUAUAUAUACAUAUAUAUAUAUACAUGUACAAUGUGUAUAUAUAUAUAUAUAUUUUUUUUUUAGCAUAGUAAUAUGUACGUAAUUCAAAGGGCCUAUCGCACGAGUACAUUAUCGUGUACUCGGUGCAAUCAAGAAGUCUCCCUUGUACUUUCUAUAGUUUUGUACAAGCUAGCGCGUGUCCACGAAGUUUCUUUGCUUUAUUAGAAUAUGCUUGAUUAUAAUAGGGCAAGUGCAAACAUAGCUUCACAUAAUUAUUCUUAAAGUUUUUGUGAAAAUAACGUCGGCGUUCAUUUGUUUUAUAAACAAUGAAACUAAUACGCUUCGGCUGUAGUGCAUUUUUAAACAUAUUUGCACUGGCUUGCUGUCUUCCUGCAAUCGAGUCCACCGGCUUUUUUUAGUCCUUCCUUCUCUCCUGUUGAGUAGAGACAAGCUAAAGACAAGACAAGAUACUGCAAUAUUGUGAUAGGUCAGUGUCCACCAUUGCCAGUGUUCACAUGUGCGAAUCCAGAUUAACCGCGCGCACUCGUGUCAUAUAAAAUACACGAUGUGUGUCAAGAAUACGUUGUGCACAGUAGAAAGUGCACGAUAAUUAUAUUUCUUGUGUGACCGGUUAUUCGGCGAUCGUUUCAGUGAUAGCAAAUUAACUGUCAUGAACUUGACUGAGUCAGAAUAUCAAACGAUCCUCAAAUGCCCUAUAUAUCAUACCUUUUAUCCUCAUCUGUAAUUUUGUUUACAAGACUGUUACAUAAAUAAAGCCUCAGAUUUAAGGUGUUCUCACCGUGACGCUUUAGAGAUAUCUUAACCUCCUGACAUGCCUAGGUGUCCUCACUGGAUAGGGGGUGAGAACCAAGCAAAAAAGGAUGACUUAGAUAGGCAUCUCUGAAUGUAUACAUAUGCAAUGUACAUGUCAUCUGUGUUUGUAUAUGUUAAUAAACAGGUUUAUAUAUA